AUGUCGACUUCCUCGAGGAAAGUCAUCGCCGAGUACUUACUCAUACCUAGUAUCCCGAACGAGCCACCCAGAGUGAGUCAUCAAAAACGGUCUAAUUGGACAGAAGACUCAGAUGAUGAUGAUAAAAUACCAUUUUUAAUCAAAAAGCAGCGUAUAUCAGAGCACGAUAGCGAUGUCGAAGAGGAUGAAGGACGAAAUGCUUUAGAUGUGUUAUUUGAAGAAUUGGCUCAAGAGGAUGAAUAUGAAACUGAAGAUGAAGAUGAAAAUGAAGGUGGAGAUGAAGGUGAUGAUAAAGAUGAAGAUGGAGAUGAAGGUGAUGAUGAAGAUGAAGAUGAAGAUGAAGAUGAAGAUGAAGAUGAAGAUGAAAAUAAAGGUGAUGAUGAUAAUGAUGAUGAUGAUCUAGCUGUUCAAGAUAGCGAUGACGAAGAGGAUGAAGGACGAAAUGCUGAAGCUGUGUUAUUUGAAGAAUUGGCUCAAGAGGAUGAAUAUGAAACUGAAGAUGAAGAUGAAGAUGAAGAUGGAGAUGAAGGUUAUGAUAAAGAUGAAGAUGGAGAUGAAGGUGAUGAUGAAGAUGAAGAUGAAGAUGAAGAUGAAAAUAAAAAUGAUGAUGAUAAUAAUGAUCUAGCUGUUCAAGAUAGCGAUGACGAAGAGGAUGAAGGACGAAAUGCUGAAGCUGUGUUAUUUGAAGAAUUGGCUCAAGAGGAUGAAUAUGAAACUGAAGAUGAAGAUGAAGAUGAAGAUGGAGAUGAAGGUGAUGAUAAAGAUGAAGAUGGAGAUGAAGGUGAUGAUGAAGAUGAAGAUGAAGAUGAAGAUGAAAAUAAAAAUGAUGAUGAUAAUAAUGAUCUAGCUGUUCAAGAUAGCGAUGACGAAAAGGAUGAAGGCAACAAAAAUGAAACAGAUGAUGAAAGUGAAGACAGUAAUGCACGUGCCAGGAGAAUGAAACUUUUGUUGCAGUGUAUGUCUCCGCUUGCUAACGCAUUCGAUAGUUUUCCGUUUGAAAAGCCAUUAGAAUUGAAAAAGAAACAAAAGGACCUAAAAAAAAAAUGUGCGAGAUUGAGAGCAGAUCUCAUAGCACGCGGUUAUCCAGAACAUGACCUUCCUGCGAUUAUUACGAAAAAAAAAUAAAAAACAUUUUUAAUUUUUGUCCUUAAUUUAAUCUUUGUAUAUAUGUAAAUAGUUUUUGUACAAUUUAUGUAUUUUUGCGUACAUAUGCGAGAAAAUCUUGUACAAUUCCUUAUAAUAAAUUUUUCCUGAAAUUAA
Molecule: messenger RNA, 1260 nt
Organism: Trichogramma pretiosum
Lineage: Eukaryota; Metazoa; Arthropoda; Insecta; Hymenoptera; Trichogrammatidae
Product: transcription initiation factor TFIID subunit 11-like
Exons: 5
Coding region: 1-1125 (374 amino acids)
Source: RefSeq, a predicted model, not a curated record